UCUCUCUCUCCCCCGAUCAAUUUCUCGAUCCGUAUCAUUGACUUGUCUUUUUUUUGUAUCGAUUUAGGUUGUCCGUGCUUCGGCUUUUGGGUUGGGUCUCAUCUAUCGCAACAUCAAGCUCAAGGCUUUGAAGGAAAAUGGGAGAUUCGUUUCCAACAGAUGUCAAACUGCCAACGCUUCUGUACCAUAUAGUACAGGAGCCAAAUUCAAAUGAGGGGAUAAAUCAAUGUGCAAGAUAUGAGUUUAUCGAGAAAGUACAAAAGAUCCUCACUCCUACAGAGUUUCAGAGAAUCAGAGAAUCGUUUUUAGGACCCGUUCUGAAGGCUGAAGCAAGGGGAUUAAAUCUGUCAGGCAAGGUGAUCCAUUGUUUCUUGGCGAGAAGCUUAACGACAGCGAAGAAAAAUGAGUUGUGGUUUCAUUUCGGGGGCCAACCUAUGAAAUUCUCUAUUAGAGAAUUUCAUAUGGUUACUGGAUUGAAAUGUUCUCCCCAGGAAGCUGCUGAAAAUGUGCAGGAUAAUCGCUAUGCUUGGGCAAAUACCAGUCAGCAACACACAUCUGAGGAGCUGUUAGAGAUAUUGAGAAACACUAGUAGAAAUUCAGGGGACGAGAGAUUCCUUCUUGCGAUGCUCCUGUUGACGGAGUGUAUCUUUCUCAACUUGUAUAAAGGCAACAAGUUCCCUGCAGCUCACCUUAAGAGAGCUCAAAAUGUGCAUCAAUUCCUCAACUAUCCAUGGGGGAUAGAUGCCUUCAAGGUGCUGUUGUCCUCGAUUAAUUCUGUUGUGCCAUCUAAAUUGUUGAAGAGUAAGUAUACUAUCCAAGGGUAUCCGUUGGCUCUCCAUCUCUGGAUUCUGGAAUCCAUUCCAGUGUUGCAAUCAAGCUUAAGCAAAGUGAAUUUGCUCGAGCCUCGGACUGCAUUCAUUUGUGAGAGGUACACGAGCACAACAACUCCACAAAUUCCGCAAAUAGAAAACUUAGAAGCUUCAGACAAUUUGAAUGUGACUUGCAUCUUACCUGCAAUACCUAAUGAUCCUGAAGAUACAGUCUCAUUGGAAGACGAAGAUGAUCCUGAAUUGAGUUUGCUGGUCGAACUUCUCUCCAAAGGCUACAAAAUGAAAGCUGAAGAUUGGCGAAGAGGAUCACUUGACGUUGGAGCUGUGGUGGAAGAGGUUGCUAUGAACUCUUAUAUGUUCUGUAACAAGGAGGCAGUGAAACCAUCUUCAUCAGGCGAGUCAUUAAUGGAGAAGCUUGACAAGCUAUACAAGCUGGUUGAAGAUGGGUUCAAAUCAACAAAUCAACGCUUAUCAAAGAUGGAGAAGAAGCUGAGAAUACUUAGUGCAAGAAAAAGAAAAGAUCAGAGGGAAAGACCAGAAACUCCAUCUCCUAGGGAAAAUGAUUUCUUUUUCAACAAUCCCCCACCUACUAUGGCUACUGAACAACCAGCUGAGAAAGCAGAUGAGCAAGCACCUGAUCAAACAACUGAGCAACAUACUGUCCCUCUUACUCAGAUUUCCCAGACUCAGAAGACGACCCAAACAGAGGAGAUAACCCAGAAGAUUAGUUCUACAAAUGAGAUGAACCAAGAUGAGACAAAUGCUGAGAACCAAGCACAGGAGGUAACCCAGGAUAUCAAUUCUUCAAGUGAAGAUAAUGCUCAGCGUGAGGAUCCAAGUUUGCAAAGAGAUACUGAAGAUAGUGGUGUGAAUGCUGAGAAUCGUGAUGACUCGAGACCAACACUUGCUCAAGACUAUACUGGCGGCAUAAUGUUGAUGGAAGAGGUUGAGGUUUUUUACAAGAACGAAUGGAAGAAAGGAGAAGUCCGAGCAAUUAGGCCACCUAAACUCCAUGUCCUUAUGAAAGAUUUGGGCCAAGAGUAUAUGUUCACCUUUGAUAAGAUAAGGUACUCGUGGAGAUGGGAAGAACAACAGCUCCUGAAAGAGAAGGAGAAGGGUGAACAGAGCCUGAAAGAGAAGGAGAAGGGUGAACAGAGCCCGAAAGAGAAGGAGAAGGGUGAACAGAGCCUGAAAGAGAAGGAGAAGGGUGGAAAAAAACUUAAAAGGAUCAAGACACCUUCGUUUGAUCUGAAGAUUGUUACUCCACCGGAGGAGAAAGCUGACGAGAAAGGCAACAAAAGGCAAGCUGAUAACACCUUGGCUGAUAAUCACCUAAAAAGGAUGAAGAAAAGGAAACUCGAAUCACGUGGUAAUGACCAGCAGAUUCUAAGGCGUAGCAAUCGAGUCGCUACUCCAUCACAACCUCUUGUCACUCCUUAUAAGGCUCCACGGAACCCAGCAGCAGGCAGACAUCCAAUCUUCGACCCAUUACUGUCUCCGACUUUCGAUAUGGUUGAAGAAUUGAAGGCGUGGAAAGAAUCCAAAAAAACUGAAACAAGGACUGAUCAACAAUGUCUCCAACCAUUGACCCCGCAAUGGUUUGAUGAGCUCGGAAAACUAGAAACAUAUCUGCACGCAACGGAUAAAAAGGGAUAUGAGUUUCCUGUGGAGUUAACUGAUGUUGUCAAAGGAGAAGUGCCACCAAACAAAAAAUGGGGAGAAGAAAUUGAUGUGGUCUAUGGUGUUAUACACAGCAAAGAGUGUAACCAAUGGAUUGGGGUGGAGAUCAACAUAGUUGAUUCCGCCAUCUUAAACUGUUCCACUUCAUAUCAGGUAACCAUUCCGAAGAAGAACAUUAUUCACACAAAGGUCGAUGCAAACUGUUCUCUUUUUCUGCUGAAGAUGAUUCAAUGCCACUCGAUGAAGAUUGAAGAUUUCUCCAAGCUGCGUGAUAUAGAUUCAGAAGACAUCAGAAACAAGUUGGCUGUGGAUAUCUUCAAUGAGUGUGUUAAGAUUUCUUAGGACUAUGUUUCUUUAUUGGAUGUAUGAUGCUUGUGAAACCGUUUUAGACUGUUUUGGUACUUCUAUGAUGGUUCUGAACUAGAAAAGUAUCAUAUGUUUCUAUUUAUGUUUUUUUUGAGAUAUUCAAUGUAUGCUACUUUGUUAGAUACCAUUUGUUUCCUACAGGUUAUCCAUGUAAUAGUUACUUCCUCCAGGAUUCGAAACCGGGGCGUAUUGUAUUUGUAAUUGAACAUGUAACCAGUGAGCCAAGCUUCUAAUUGUAAAUAUUGCACAAACGAACGCAUAUAUUACUAUGAAACACGAAACACAUCAUGACAUAAAAAGAGAUUUUAUAG
Molecule: messenger RNA, 3187 nt
Organism: Arabidopsis arenosa
Lineage: Eukaryota; Viridiplantae; Streptophyta; Magnoliopsida; Brassicales; Brassicaceae
Source: the annotation of a GenBank genome assembly